AAGUACUAGGCUUACAAAGAAUAAGUCCUGGUGUCGAUUUGCUCGACUAAAAGGUGGUGCUCCAGCAUGGCCACAGUAAAUGACUGAAACAAGUAAAAGAGUCAAGAGUAAGAGUAUUAGGAAAUGCAUUCUGCUGUAGAAAAGCCAAAUCAGACAAGGGAAACUGGUGCAACUCAUGGCUUUGUCAGCUCUGGUCAACCUAUCCAACAUAUGCCUGUAUGGAACACAGACAUUAAAUUUUGAGGAAGAAAGCAUGUAUAGUGUGGUGUUAUGGGCUGUGAUGAGCUAUGUGGUGUUGGUGGAGAGGAUUGCAGAUGAGGUAGACAGAAGUGAAGACUGCAGGGGCCGGAGGAACAGCCACGGGGCAUGCAUGGGCAGGAAGUUCAAGGAGAGACAGCAGCGUGCAAGGACAUGUUCAUUUCUUGACAGUGAUUGCUCAUCCCGCCUAGGUCAACAGUUCGCCAUUGUCACAUCAACAGAGACAUUAAGGCUGCACAGUAGCAGUCGACAAGAAUAUCACAACAUUUGACGUUAAGGAAAUCUCUCCAUUCAGAAUUGUCUUUGAUAUUCUCAUCAACUAAAGGAAGACAGUAUAUUUAUAAGGAGCAUUCAUGAAUAAGUCUACCUCUGUAUAUAAAUACAGUCUAUAACAAGGAACAGCGAAAUAUUUUUUCUUUCUGUGGAAUGUAUGGAAGAAACAUUGCA
This is a messenger RNA of Octopus sinensis (East Asian common octopus), 705 nucleotides long. RefSeq lists its product as uncharacterized. The coding region runs from base 176 to 529 and encodes 117 amino acids. The record is from RefSeq and is a predicted model, not a curated record. The transcript has 3 exons. Lineage: Eukaryota; Metazoa; Mollusca; Cephalopoda; Octopoda; Octopodidae.